Colletotrichum navitas is the source of this 5136-nucleotide messenger RNA. Its product is annotated as glycoside hydrolase family 18 protein. The transcript has a single exon. Bases 308 to 5005 code for a protein of 1565 amino acids. Gene Ontology annotation, biological process: carbohydrate metabolic process. The record is from RefSeq and is a predicted model, not a curated record. Gene Ontology annotation, molecular function: chitin binding; hydrolase activity, hydrolyzing O-glycosyl compounds. NCBI's taxonomy places the organism in Eukaryota, Fungi, Ascomycota, Sordariomycetes, Glomerellales, Glomerellaceae.
GGCAUAUGUCUUGGCUUCACGUUCGGCCCCUAUGGGCCUAGAUCGAGACUCCAUUCUGGCACAUGGAGGUCCUCGACCCUGUAAGUGUAGACACCCUGAAAAGGGAAGCUUGAUACCUAGGUAGAGGUGUAGGCAGAAGAGAAGACGGAUCUGUUAACAACGGUCCUAGAUGAGCUAUAAAGCACCGUAGUGUUGCUGGGUCUGCUGGACAUUGGUAAAGUUCAUAUCUUCAACCUCCGGUCUGUUUUCCUUUCUGGUGACAUAGUGACUGCAGGUGGUGCCGCUCAUUACAUAAUACCCACUCGGAAUGAGGAGUUACACCACGGCUGUCCUCCUCCUGGGGUCAAGCCUUGUGCAAUGUGCCGUCAAUCUUGACGGCACCCAGGCCGUUGCCCCCGUGGGCGACGGCGACCCCUCGCCCAUCGGCGACAUCAAGACAUACGAGCCGGACCAGCACGACUGCCCACUUCCUUGUGCCCACCUUGAAAACGUGCACACUUGGGUCACCUACUUCUCGGUCAACCGGCUCCGGCGAUGCCAGCAGCCCAUGCUGCUGCAGUUCUCGCCCACCCAGCCGCUGGACGACCCGUCCACCAACGUGCUCAUCCGUGGCUGCACGUUCGGCGGCCCAGGCGGCGGGGAGCCUAUCACGUCGCCGGGCACCAUCAACUCCUCUUUUGCGACGACCGAGGCCGCAAGGAUGGCCAAUGAGACGGCCGCCGGCAUGGAGAACCCCAAGAAGUCUGACACUCUGUUCCAGUCUUCUCUGGACCGGGCCCCGGCGUGCGUGGCUCCGGGCGAGAAGGUCAUCAAGACUCUACCGGUUGCGACCACCAGCAGCGCCGACGGCGACGGGGCCAGCAACGUGGGCAAUGCGACGCGUCUGCUCGAGGCCAUGAGCACCUACUUCAACGCAACUGACAACUGUGACGAGACGUUCUUGUUCGGCUACUACAAGCAGACUAUCGCGGGCAUUUAUAUCGGCUCAGAUCUAGGCAAGCUCACAGUCGGUCCGGCCAUUGACGCUCUAGUCGGACGCCUGCAGGCUGACGGCCGCGUGCCCAACCGCUUGGUGACGCAGCUCUGCGAGACCGACAAGCCAUCAGGCGUGUUUGGUGUCGUUGUGGACAACAUGAACAACCUCGCCGCCGUCCAACAAACGGCUGCAGACUGGCACGCCGGCAAAUGCGCCGCUGAUGCCAAGCUUGUGCCGUCGGGCGACUUAAAGGCGGUGGCCAUCUUCGACAUUGUGGGGGCGGCUGGGCUCAACGACACUCUGGGGAACAACGAAACAUUGCACAACAAUACCACUCUGGCCACCCAGAGCAGAAGAAGGACAACUGCGCUUCUGGGCCAUAGGAAGCUCUUACACUCCCGCGACGCCUGCUCCUACAUCCAGGUGCAGUCCGGCGACACAUGCACGACGCUCGCGUCUAAGUGCGGCAUCAGGGGCUCCCAGUUCACGACGUACAACCCAACUAUAGACUGCGGCAACCCAUCAGCCCUGCAGCCCAACCAGUACGUCUGCUGCUCGGCCGGCGACCCGGGGGGAUGGAAGCCUGUGCCGGGCGAUGACGGAACAUGCGCCACACACCUCAUUGCCUCCGGCGACACGUGCAGCUCCCUGGCCCUCCAGUACGGCCUGACAGUGGACGAGAUCGAAGAUUUCAACAAGGGCAAGACGUGGGCGUGGACCGAGUGUAAGGACAUGCUAAUAGGCUACAACAUGUGUCUGAGCUCCGGCAACGCGCCUCUGCCGCCGCCGCAGGAGGGCGCGCAGUGCGGCCCGCUGGUGCCGGGGACGACACAGCCGACGGACGGCACGUCCAUUGCCGACCUGAACCCGUGUCCCCUCAAGGCUUGCUGCAGUAACUGGGGCUUCUGCGGGCCGUUCCCGGAGCACUGCGACAUCCACGCCCCCGAAGGCGGCGGCCCCGGCAGCAAGCUGCCCGGCUUCCAGAGCACCUGUGUGUCCAACUGCGGCAACGAGAUCAAGCAGAACUCGGGCCCGCCAGCAGACUUCGCCCGCGUCGGCUACUAUGAGUCGUGGAACAUGAACCGCGACUGCCUCUGGCUGCGGGCCGACAAGUCCAACACGGAUGGAACCUACACCCAUAUGCACUGGGGGUUCGGCGAGAUCGAUCCGGAAACGUGGAAGCCCUUCAUCAAGGACCCGCACGGGCAGUGGGAUGCCUUCAAGAAGCUCGAGCUCAAACGCAUCGUGUCGUUUGGAGGUUGGGCUUACUCGACCGAGCCGGCCACGUACAACAUCAUCCGCCGUGCCAUUAUCGACAACCGCGAGACUUUCGCCACUAACCUCGCCCAGUUCGUCAAAGACGAGGGGAUCGACGGCAUCGACAUUGACUGGGAGUACCCGGGUGCCCCCGACAUCAUGGUCGACGGGCAGCCGAUCGGGAAGGCCGGGGACGGUGUGGCAUACUUGCGGUUCCUGACCUCGCUGAAGCAGAAGCUGGGCACCGACAAGUCGGUUUCUAUUGCCGCUCCCGCGUCCUACUGGUAUCUCAAGGCCUUCCCCAUCGACCGCAUCUCGGCAGUCAUUGACUAUAUUGUGUACAUGACGUACGACCUGCAUGGCCAGUGGGACUACGGCAACGUCAACGCCUUCGAUUCGUGCCCGUCUGGCAAAUGCAUCCGCAGCCACGUCAACCUGACCGAGACGCGCAACACGCUGUCCAUCAUCACCAAGGCGGGCGUCGCCAACAACAAGAUCAUGGUCGGCGAGGCCAGCUACGGCCGCUCGUUUCACAUGGCUGUUGAUGGCUGUUGGGGCCCUCUGUGCGACUUCACGGGGACGCGCACCGAGUCGGACGCGAACCUCGGUCGGUGUACCGCAACCAAGGGAUAUAUCUCCUUCGCCGAGAUCAACGAGAUUAUUACGCAGGGGUCGUACUCGCAGAUGUUUCAUGACGGCGACUCCAACACGGACGUCCUGCUGUACAAGGGCGACUACGUCAGCUACAUGACGCCCACGACGAAGCUGACGCGUCGCGACGACUGGAAGGCCCUCAACUUUGCCGGGAGCAUCGACUGGGCCGUCGACCUGCAGAUGUUCGGCGACGACGACAUGAAGGCCCCCCUGGACCGCGGCGGCGACACGGGCGACGAGGGCUGUGUGUCGGGCGAGGACAAAACGACGAACUCGGGCGACCUAUGCGAGUUCACCUGCUCCAUCGGCUUCUGCCCCGAGUCGCUGUGCAACUGCGUCACGAGGGGUGAGAUGCUGCCAGUCCCGGCCGAGAACCCGGUCGAGGGAGACAUCAUCGCCUGGGACGAGACGGACGUCGACCUGAACCGGCUGUGCCGCUUCGCCUGCUCGCACGGCUACUGCCCGUCUGAGGUCUGCACGACGGCCGUGGUCGAUGAGGACGAGGACGGCGGCGUCAUCGAGGUCGGCUGGAGCCCCGAGAACCCAAGCUACUUCAACUACACCGAGGCGCGGCUCGCCAACGCCAACAGAUGCCUCAUCUACCAGAACGCCAAGCUGAGGGACGAGGCCCAAUUCCAGUGCUACUCGUACUGCAAGUCGGCGCUAGACGAGGCCAAGGAAGAAGGCCGAACCUCCAACUACGGCUGCGUCGGCUUCUUCUCGACCAAGGAUUACCCCGACGGCAUCCCCUGGGACAAGUACCCGGGCACCUCGUUCUACGUGGCUCCCGGCACCUGCUCGUGCGACAACUACCUGGUCAACGAGAUCGCCGACACGGUGCUCGAGGCCAUGCCCAUCAUCGCCCAGAUCAGCUGCUACAUGCUCAUGUCGUCGCUCAAGCUGGUGCUGGACGUCGGCGCAAGCCUGAUUCCCGGCGUUGGCAAGAUCCUGGACGCCGGACUCGACAUGGCCACCACGGCGGCCCAGAUGGCCACAUACCUGUACCCCGACGAGCAAGACCCCGAGGGCGCCUUCUCCUGGUGGCUCAGCCCGUGCGGCGGGACCGAGUUGGUGCCGGACGAGAUCAAGAAGAUCUUUGGCAUCCUCAGCUCGGUGGCGGACGGCGUGUCAAGCUUCAAGAAGCCUAAGACGCCCAAAGGCAGCGGCAAGAAGGGCGACGACGCGAACCCUAUCGACAGGUCCAAGCCCAAGCAGGGCACGGGGAGCGGCGCCAACGGGCUGGGCAAGACACAGCCGGGCAGCGGUGGCAUUCGCAAGAAGUGCAACGUGCCCAGGUCGCAGUCGACUCUGCGGGUGGGCGCGGCAAAGAACACCAUGCGCCGGCAGUCGUGCGUGGCUAGCAAGACGCAGAAGGAGGAGAUCAUCGUCACGUCAUUGACCUAUGGCGCCCGCGCCACCCAGGUGAAGGCGACUUGCAGCGCCGCCUGGUCUCAGGCUUGCUACCACUACAGCAGCGUCAUCCGUAACAACCAGGCCUGGGCAACCCUGACGUGCCCACAGGCGGCGGCCACCACCGCCCAUCGUCAGGACGCCAGCGCCACGGCCACCUGGAGCAGCCAGCACCGCGGCUCCGGCUGGAUCGACAAGAACAACCGCCAGUGGCCGCGCUGCGACCGCGACGAGUACCCGCCGGCCUACCUGCUGGACGACAACAACCCCGCCUUCGUCAACUCGGGGGUCGACCGUACCGGCCAGCUGGUGCGCUUCAUCCCGAACACAGAGAAUCAGAGGGCCGGCCAGAUGUGGAAGGGCGCCUGCUUUGGAAACACCCUGAAGGAGCUGUCCGACGCAAACUUCGACGCCGCCGUCAGCCGCGCCCCAGCGAGCGCCAAGCACGUCAGCCGCCCCAACUCCCAGCUACUGCGCACGUACGUGGCUAUCGGCGUCAACACGCACCCCGAAUUCACCAUCGCGUCGUACGGCCACUCCGGCAGCCCACCUGCCAACGACGGCCUCAACGACAACCAGUGCUGGCCCAGCGGCAUUGCGGCAGCCGACCCGGGCUACGCCUUGCUGACGUACGACCCCUACUACGACACACAACCCAUGCCGUACAGGUACGAUCAGGCGUACGUGCAGGGCACUAACGGGUCGUGAGCGUGUGACACUGUCUCUCGUGUUUCUUUUCUCGGGUGGAAGUGUUUCAUGGAAUGGAUACAACCUGAAAGCUUAGAUGAUCCCCUCGAUACAAAUCAGAUAAAUCCUUAGUAGCUUCAGUCUGCCAUCUA